This is a messenger RNA of Branchiostoma floridae (Florida lancelet), 3918 nucleotides long. Its product is annotated as DNA-(apurinic or apyrimidinic site) endonuclease 2-like. Lineage: Eukaryota; Metazoa; Chordata; Leptocardii; Amphioxiformes; Branchiostomatidae. Gene Ontology annotation, cellular component: nucleus. The record is from RefSeq and is a predicted model, not a curated record. Gene Ontology annotation, molecular function: zinc ion binding; phosphoric diester hydrolase activity; endonuclease activity. Gene Ontology annotation, biological process: base-excision repair. The transcript has 7 exons. The coding region runs from base 83 to 1930 and encodes 615 amino acids.
GGCGUAUCGUUACUGUGACCUAUGACCUAUUUUGGCGGGAGAAAACUUUGCUACAAAUUUGUGGAAAGCCGAAGGAGGAAAAAUGCGAAUUUUGACGUGGAAUAUAAAUGGCGUCAGGGCUACAAAGGAGCCCCUAAAACAAGUACUUGAUUCUCUAGAUGCAGAUAUCGUGUGUCUACAAGAGACAAAAGUUACACGAGACCAACUGGAUGAAGCAUCAGCGAUUGUAGAGGGGUACAGCUCUUACUUCUCCUUCUCCAGAGUCAGGAGUGGAUACUCAGGUGUUGCCACCUACUGUAAAGAUGGAGCCACACCUAUCAAGGCAGAGGAGGGACUGACAGGACUCCUGACCAAUCAGAAGGAAGAAGACAUCAUCGGUUGCUAUGGGGACCAGACUAUGUUCACAGAGGAUGAGCUCCGUUUAUUGGACAAGGAAGGGAGAGCUGUGAUCACCCAGCAUACGAUACGUGACACAGAUGGAAAAGAGUGCCCCCUAGCAGUAAUCAACGUGUACUGCCCCCGAGCAGACCCAGAGAAGGAGGAGAGAAAGGACUUCAAGCUGAGGUUCUACCGACUGCUACAGACCAGGGCACAGGCACUGCUGCAGGCUGGCAGCCAUGUGAUUGUCCUUGGAGAUGUCAACACGUCACACAAACCCAUCGACCAUUGUGAUCCUGAUGAUGUUGAAUAUUUUUCAGAGAACCCAGGAAGAAAAUGGCUGGACCAGUUUCUUCUUGACCCACAUCAAACUGGAGACAGUGGUAGCAGUGGUGACACACUUAUUGGCCAAUCAAAUCAACCCAUUAACCCUAACAACCAAUCAGAUGUUGCAUCAGAUCAACUUGACACAUCAUUGGACAGCAGUAUCCAAGCUGAUAAUGCCUCAGAGAAGGGACAGGGUGGCAACUUUGUGGACACCUUCCGAUUUUUCCACCCAACUCAACGCAGUGCAUUCACGUGUUGGUCGACAGUGACUGGUGCCCGCCAGACCAACUACGGCACACGUAUCGACUACAUCUUCGCAAACAGGGCCCUUCUUAAUCAGUUUCAGGACUGUACCAUUAUGCCUGAGGUAGAGGGGUCAGACCAUUGCCCUGUGAGGGGGGAGCUAGCGUGUAUAGUUGUUGCUUCUGGUAAAUGUCCAGCCUUGUGCUCCAAAUACAUGCCAGAGUUUGUAGGGAAGCAGCAGAAACUGUCAGCCUUCUUCACUAAGGUCAAGAAAGGAGAGAAUGGUGAAGAGAAGAGCAGCCAAGACAGUGUGUCUAGCAGCCAGGGUACUAGUGAUGGUCACUCAGAAAUAUGUAGUCAGCAGUCAACUUCACAGUCAUGGGAGAACCACAGUAGUGAGAGUGAAGGGAGCAGCAUCAUAUCCACCACAAAACAUGGUCAAAGUCAACACAGGACCUCUGUGAAGAGGAGUGCGUCAGACCAUAUAGGUCGAGGUAUGAAGAAACAGAAGACUGACCAAGGGAAGCAGGGAACCCUGCUGAGCUUCUUUGGCAAGAAGACUAAGAUUGAAGCAGAUGAAAAAAGAAAGGCAAACACUUUAGACGUAACACAAGAAAAUCCCGAAAGGGAUGUCGCUUGUGAAAAUGUUGUCAGCAGCCAGUCUGUCCAUCCUUCCAACAGUUCUGUAGAUGUUGAUGACAGUGUGAGAAAAGAAAGCAAACAUGCUGAGAAUGACAAAAGCACCGUUGAGACAAAACCCAAGCAGAACCAGGCAGCAUUCUGGAAGACUGUCCUGAAAGGACCACCCCCUCCCCCACCCUGCAAGGGGCAUAGAGAGCCUUGUGUGUUGAGAACUGUGAAGAAACAAGGCCCGAACUUUGGGAAACAGUUUUACGUGUGUGCCAGGCCACAGGGUCACUCCUCUAACCCUGCAGCCAGGUGUGACCACUUCCAGUGGGUCAGUAGGGGGAAGGACAAGUGAUAGCACAGCUGUCUGUGUUUGUUAAAGGGGCAUUUCACACUAGAAGGGAGCAUUAUUUUCCGAUAGAUGAUAUUUUUUGGGAUACAAAUGACUUUUCGCAAAGUUACCUCUUUCGUCUUUUCGACAAUAAUCCUUUUCUAAAUCCAAGUAACCUCAUACGUACUAAAUGUACUGCUCUAUAUAUGACUUUUGCAGCAUAGCCGACUUCCGUCACACUUACUCGCUAUGGUAGUCGAAUAAUGUAAACAAUCUUUUGAGAAGCAGAAAGGCAAAAAUUAUAAAAUCUUGCGAUUGUAUGUACUUUACGAUGAGUCGAUGACUGUUUGCCUCCCAAAAAAAUCCUGUUUUUUUUGCGAGCCAGAGUACCCGGUUUUAAACCAGCUGCUGUGUCUAUUAUGUCAUCAUGGGUGGAAAUUAACUUGAUUACCUGACAGCAACAAGUUAAAAAAUAGAAGUAUGAUUGGUAAGAUUUGAUGUUCCAUAGCAUCAAAAUGGUGUUUAUUUCGUACAAACGUAUUUCUUCUUUGUAUAAUACUUAUGAUAAUUGCUUGUUAUCAGGAACUGUGUAUUUAUUGUCAUUGGUGAUAAAGCACCUUAAAUUUGUUGUGGAUCAGCUUCUAAAUGAUAAAAGUAGAUUUAUUCAUGAUAGCUGUCAAUCAAGAGUGUCAUAAAAAUGUAAAAUAUAUACCAAUCUGUUCAAAUUCUAUCAGAUCAAAAGAGAUUGCUAUGUUUUAAAUCUAUGUGAACUGUCAAUAUAUAUUGACUAUUGCAAAAAAUGACAAUAGACCAAAUGCCAUGCGACCUGUGUAGAUGGAAAUGGCAAGUAGAUGCAAUUUUGGCUCCGUGUUAGUCGCUAUUACUUGAGAAGGAUAGACCAACAGCUUUAAUCAUAUUAAGCAGAAUCAGGGAUAAACUACUUCACUGCUAACUGACAUUUUUGCACUGCAGUUGUCGCUCAGUAAGACUUCUGGAGCCACAUAGUUCUAUUUAGAACUUUAGAUUUUUUUAUUCAACCUGUCAUAAGUGUUUACGACAUUUUCAAUCCUUGUUUUAAAACCACAUACAUUGUACUCAAUACCGAAUACAUGUGCGGCAAUGACUGGGGAAAUACUACACAUAAUGCACUCAACAUUUACUGAAAUGCUCACAAGGCCACAAUUUCAAAAUCAAAAUAACAUGCUAACUUAUGGUACACGACCAUAAUGCAAUAUGGACACUAGUCAGACAUAUUUAUGAUUGGUGUAUACUCUUAUUAGCACACAACAACAAUCUAAACGUUCUCAGCUAAAAACGAGAAAUAACCGUUCCAUUACGAUUUGUACACAGCUACUACUGUAGUACAAAAAUACUUUCAGUCAAUACUGAUAUUGAAUUACUUUCACAUUUGUAGUUUUUAUGUGAUAUUUACACAUGUUAUGUGAUGUUCUACACCCAUAAUUUCAAUUUGUACACAGCUACUACAAAAAUACUUUCAGUCAAAACUGAUAUUGAAUUACUUUCACAUUUGUAGUUUUUAUGUGAUAUUUACACAGGUUAUGUGAUGUUCUAAACCCAAAAUCAGAAAAGGAUAGUCUGUGCUCACAUAUAUAUAUAUAUAUAUAUAUAUAUAUAUAUAUAUAUCCGGUUACAAUCUGUUGGUUCUCUACUGUGAUGAAUUUGUACAUUUUGCAUUCUUUUCAACAGUCAUCCUCAACAGGUGAAGAAUUAUUACCUUUAACGAAUCAUGUACCUACUGGCGAUGCAAUCCAACCUUGCUUCAUCUUUUGCUUUGAGCUAAUUACCAUAUCUAUUUUAAAACGUUUAUCUUCUGAAGAAGCGUGUUGAGUUCCGUAUUGUGCAAAUGUUUGUUAUCUGAGGCUGAUGCCUGUAUCUCAGCCAUACACUAGGUUGCCAGAUUUAUAUCCAUCCGAAAGGCUAGUACGAAUGGAUACCGUCAACAUAAUGAUCUCAUUCCUUUGCCCUAAACGUAUUACAUGUACUUGUACUGG